GCGCUCCGGACUGUUUAUAGAGAAGGACCGGUGCUUUUGUUCUGUCGCCACCGAGUUAAAGCGCCUCUCCCUGGUUUACAUGGCGAACAAAUCCCACUUCUCGAAGCUUUAAAGCCACUUUUUUGUCAACAAUGACAGAGAAACAUGGCGGAAAACGAGCUUGUUGCGUUCAGGGAACGUUGGAAACGAGAGUUAACCACUAAGACAGAAGAGAAGCCAGCCGUUUGUGCGUCUUCCUCCUCCCGGGAUGCCUCCACACAGGCAAGAAAAGAGCGAAGUCUCAACACUCGUUCAGGAGCAGACGACGCGGAUUGUGCUGAGGAUGGAGGGCGCGUUGGGGGAGGAAGAGGGGAUGCAGAGACUGAGGAUCAGCCGGAGUAUGUGUCCAUUGCGCGCAGUUUGCUGGACGGGAGGACCAGUCCCCUGCUGGACAGGAUACAGGAGGAGAGGACCAGGAGGAAGAGGCUGUAUCAGAGCAUGACCAGCGCCUGCAGCGCGUCCCUGCAGCAGAAACAGCAACAGCAGCAGCAGCCUCAGAGAAAGGUCAAGAAGGAAGAGGAGCUGGUGGAUCAGCUGAUUCAGGAUCUGAAUGAAGUCAAUGACAUUCCCUUCUUUGACAUCGAGUUGCCAUACGAGUUAGCCUUGAAGAUAUUCCAGUACCUCAACUGUACUGAACUGGGCCGCUGUGCCCAGGUGAGCAGGGCGUGGAGAGUCCUCGCAGAGGACGGCGUUCUGUGGUUCAGGAUGUGCACGAGGGAGGGUUACCACCAGGAUGCCAGCGUGUCCGACUCCCCCUGCUGGAAGAGCACGCUGCGCGACUGCCGCAACUCGCUCAAAAACGUGCGCUUCAACUGGAAGAAUCGAGUGGGAGCCAUCAGCCAGCUGCAGUUCGAGCUGGGGAAGGUGUUGUGUGACGUCAGCUCCUGCGACAGCUUCGUUUUAGCCGGGUACACGUCUGGGGAUGUGAGGCUGUGGGACACGCUGCACUGGGACUCGGCCUCCUCGUACCUGAAGGUGAACGGUCUGUCUGCGAACACGGAGCCGAGGCCUCACGUCAGUCACGUCCAGGUCAACAGCUCGGUGGCUGCUGCUGCAUAUGAAGACGGUUGUGUGGACCUGUGGAGCACAGAGACAGGCGGGGAGCCCGUCCACCACUACCAGAGCCCGGGGAGGAUCCAGGCUCUGUCCCUGAGCCCUGAUACCCCGGCUCUGGCGUCCGCCGCCGGAUCAGACGUGCGACUCGACUGUGCCGACGACCGCGGCUACUGGAGGACGGCGUGUCGGGCUCAGCUCCCCAAGACUGUGGAGAGUGUGGCGCUGGUGCCGGGCCGAGGGCGGCAGCAGCAGCCGCUGGCGGCUCUGGCGGCAGGAGACGGCGUCUACCUGCUGGAUCCCGGAGACGAGCAGCCGCGCAGCCUCCACUCGGUCUACGGGCAUCCGGUCACCUGCCUGGACGCCUCCGACUCGCUCGUCGCGUUCGGGGUGAAGAGCUCGGGCUGGGCCAUGCACGACGGAGGCAACAAGAUCCACGUCUACAGCCUGGAGACGAGCAAACCGACGGCCUGCGUCGGCAGCUCCCCGGGCGACUUCACCUGCAUCAACCUGAGGGACUCGAACCUGCCUCAUCUGCUGGUGUGCGGCAACAAGGACCGGAGGGUGAGGGUCUUUGACCUCAGAGCCGGCUCCUCCGUGGCGUCCCUGUACGCCCACCACCUGGGGGUCACCUCUGUGCAGGCGGACGACUGGAAGAUCGUCAGCGGUGGAGGCGAAGGGCUGGUGUGUGUGUGGGAGAUGAGGAUGGGAGCUAAACUGUGGGAGAUGCACAACAGACAUCCUGUCAGACACGUUCGCUUCAACACCAGCACCCUGGUCACGGCCAACAUCCCCGAUGACAAGGUGCCGCGGGGGGCAUGCAUCACGGACGACGACCUGACAGCUCAUCGCAGGCACAGGGGAGUCAUCUGCCACUACGACUUCUCUGAGGACGCCAUGUCCCAGGAUCACGUCCUGCCCAUCUGCAGGUCCGACUACACCGAGUCCUACGGCUACAACUACAAUAUCGGCCUGGCCGUUCCGUACGACCGGCUGUCUGGCUCCCACCCGUCCCACUGACGGAGGUGGGAGCUGAACUCUAUCAGUUUGAUUCUCCAAACUAUAUCGUUUUUGGAAACGUGAUAUAUUAAUGUAAUCAUUGCAGAGCUGUUUUAAAUUAAGCCACUAAGCUUGUAAACUAUUACUGUCCUGGAUUUGGUCACAGUUAUUAAAAAAAUGUCAUAUUUCUAUCA
Messenger RNA from Mugil cephalus (flathead mullet), 2285 nucleotides. It is a transcript of the gene fbxw8, whose product is annotated as F-box and WD repeat domain containing 8. Gene Ontology annotation, molecular function: protein binding. Gene Ontology annotation, cellular component: preribosome, large subunit precursor. The transcript is spliced from 11 exons. Lineage: Eukaryota; Metazoa; Chordata; Actinopteri; Mugiliformes; Mugilidae. The record is from RefSeq and is a predicted model, not a curated record. Bases 145 to 2112 code for a protein of 655 amino acids.